CAACAGUCGAGAGAAACGGUUUUAGAGUCCCCCUUCCCUCCGUAUGUUUUUGGUGGGGGAAAAGUUGUGGGUGGCCGAUAGUGUGAAGUUUCUGUGGGACAGCUGAAAAAAGGGUUUAGAGAAAUGGCGGAAACCAAAAUAAUAUACCACAUCGACGAGGAGGAGACGCCGUAUUUGGUGAAGAUUCCGAUUCCUGCCGAAAAUAUCACUUUGUUGGAUUUUAAACAGGUCUUGAACAAGCCAAACUACAAAUUCUUCUUCAAGUCUAUGGACCAGGACUUUGGGGUGGUGAAGGAAGAGAUCUCGGAUGAAAGUGCUAAGCUCCCCUGCUUCAACGGACGUGUGGUGUCAUGGUUAGUAUCAUCAGACACCCCAGCAGCAGCAGAGCUGGUAUCACCAGUCCUUCCUCCGCCCCUAGCAGAAGUCCGGCCCCUGCCCUCACCCCCUCCUCCUCCCCUCCCACCCCCACCUGUCGAGAGGACCGGGGGCAUCGGUGACUCCAGACCCCCAUCAUUCCAUCCCAAUGCAGCAGACAGUGUGGAGAACCUGGAUGACCAGUCGGAAACAGAGUCUGUGGUGUCUUUUAGGAGAGAGCGACCCAGACACAGGGAGGCCACGGAGCAGCGUGGGCCGAGGAUGAACGGCCAGAGCGGCAUGGAGCGCCACCUAGCGGGCUAUGAGAGCGCUACCACUGUGAUGAGCAGCGAGCUGGACACCACCAGCUUCUGUGACUCCGAGGAGGAUGACACCAUCAGCCGAUUCAGCGGCUCCACGGAGCAGAGCACGGCAUCCAGGCUGCUCAAACGCCACCGCAGACGCAGGAAACAGCGCCCCCCGAGGCUAGAAAGGGCGUCGUCGUUCAGCAGUGUGACAGACUCCACCAUGUCUCUGAACAUCAUUACCGUCACACUCAACAUGGAGAAGUACAACUUCCUGGGUAUCAGCAUCGUGGGGCAGAGCAACGAGAGGGGCGACGGGGGCAUCUACAUCGGCUCCAUCAUGAAGGGAGGGGCGGUGGCAGCAGACGGACGCAUCGAACCCGGGGACAUGCUGCUACAGGUGAACGACAUCAACUUUGAGAACAUGAGCAACGAUGACGCCGUGCGUGUGCUGAGGGAGAUCGUACACAAACCGGGACCCAUCAUCCUGACAGUGGCCAAGUGCUGGGACCCGUCACCUCAGGGCUACUUCACACUCCCUCGCAAUGAGCCGAUCCGGCCAAUAGACCCAGCAGUGUGGGUGAACCACUCGGUGGCCCUGACGGGGGCCUACCCCCCCUACACCGCCAGCUCCGCUCUCAGCACCAUCACCUCUUCCUCCUCCGUCACUGAGACAGAACGUUUUGAUGACUUUAACCUGUCCCUCCACUCUGACAUGUCGUCGGUGGCUAAGGCCAUGGCGUCCCCGGAGUCUGGCCUUGAGGUCAGAGACAGGAUGUGGCUCAAGAUCACCAUCCCCAACGCCUUCCUGGGUUCUGACGUGGUGGAGUGGCUUUACCACCACAUCGAGGGCUUCCAGGACCGCCGCGAGGCCCGGAAGUAUGCCAGUAACCUGCUGAAGGCCGGCUUCAUCCGCCACACAGUCAACAAGAUCACCUUCUCAGAGCAGUGUUACUACAUCUUCGGAGACUUCAGCGACUGCGAGAACUACAUGGCCAACCUGUCCCUGAACGACAACGACGGAUCCAGUGGGGCCUCUGACCAAGACACCCUGGCCCCCCUGCCCCUCCCGGGGGUCACGCCCUGGCCCCUGCUACACUCCUUCCCCUCCUUCCAGUACCCCCACCCUCACCCCUACUCCAGUCAACCCCCACCCUACCACGAGCUGUCCAGCUACAGCUUCGCCCCAGGCAGCACGGGCACAGCCAGCCAGCACAGCGAAGGGAGUCGGAGCAGUGGAUCUACAAAGAGUGAGGGUGGCGAGAGGCGGCGGGGAAUUAAGGGAGGUCCUGGCAGCACGGUGGUGGGUGGGGGAGGAGGAGGAGAGAAGUCCCCCUCUGGAGGGGAAGGGGAGGGCUCGGGCAGCGGCAGCGAAUCGGAAUACUCUGUCCGCAGCAGCCUGAGGCGUGGCCACGGCUCGGCCACGCCCAGCGAACACAGCCACACAUCACAGCGCUCGCAUCAUCACCGCAUGCCCCCCCACAUGUCCCCCUACCCUCCCGGGAUGCCCAUGCCCUACAACCCUAUGAUGGUGAUGAUGGUGCCCCAACAUCCACACAUGGGACACCCAAACAUGGGACACCUCCACCAGCACCAUCCCUCGGUCCCCAUGCACCCAGGCUUGGGCCCCUCCGCUGUCCCUGGAGGACCACCCGGGGCCCCCCCAACCCGUGACCUGGGCUCUGUGCCCCCUGAGCUGACCGCCUCACGCCAGUCCUUCCACCUAGCAAUGGGCAACCCCAGCGAGUUCUUUGUGGAUGUCAUGUAGUCUGAUGACGUGUGUGUGUGUGUGUGUGUGUGUGUGCUUGUGAGGUGAUUGACCAUUUGUGUGAGGUCUAGGAGUAUUCCACUCUCUGGAUGACUGACUGUUCUAGUCUGGUGGUAAUUAACUUGUGGUCUGAUUAGGCCCUAGUAGAUUGGUGUCGCUCAUUUCUAGUCUGGUAAAAACUGGGUUCAACAGUGAGUCAGAGGAAUUUUGGCACAGUAUCGUAAAAGACGUGAAAUGCAUAACGUCUGGUUUCCCUCUUAAAUAUACUGGCAUAUUUUCAAGUCUGGUUGUUUUCCCUCCUAACCGUUUAGCUAGACAGACCUACAAUCAAGAGGUCAGAUCUAGGAGCAGCAACUCCCCCCACAACGUUCCACAUAUCUUAUGACUCCAACAUGUUGCUGGACUCCAUAUCAGAUAAGCCGCAACUCUUGUUUGAUUUCAAGCAUGUAUAUUGGUUUAGUUCUGCCUCUCACACACCGUCUGUGAAGCUGUUGUGUGUUUUCUAACUGAUUUACCUUUUAGCAUCGUGUUUGUUUUUCCUACCUGGGACUGACUGGCUGGGUGUGAGGAACAGUACUGGUCUUUCAUUGAAUUGACCGAAGUAACAUAUUAACGGGCCAAAUGAAGAGUCGUCGCCAAGUGUCAUUGAGGACUAGAACAGUAGAGGGCGCCACUUGCUCUUAUUUUCUAUAGGGAAGAAGACAUUUACAUUACAUUUAAGUCAUUUAGCAGACGCUCUUAUCCAGAGCGACUUACAAAUUGGUGCAUUCACCAUUUGAAAAGGUGAAAUGUGUCAUGUUUUCAUUGAUUUAUGAACAUAGUGGGACGUUAAGUGAAGUAUCCUAUUUUGUAUGAAUUUGUGUGCCAACUAGUUUUAAAUGCAAUCGUACAGAAUGGUUCAUGUUAAGGUACAGGCCAACUUCUGUCUAGUAUUCAGAGGAUAGAUACCUCAAAUGACAAGAAUGGGUGCCAUGUAUUGUAACACUGUCUAGGACUAUGUGGUAUAGGAAAUGGUACUGGGAGGAAGAAGAGGGCACACCAAAAAUGGUACUUUUGGGAUUGAAUCAUGAGUUUUCGCUUUAAAUAACUGUGAUCCCCUCCUCAUACUUUGUAUGUUACUGACGCACGUAAGCGUCCAUUUUGUACGAGUGAAAAUAUAUAUAUAUAUUGAAGAUAAUCUUGUUUAACCCAGAACAAAAUGCAGAUAUCUGUCCACAAGAGAUGAGGAUGUAUAACCGAACCAUAAAGGUGCUAAAUGAAGUCAAUAGUUUCAAAGUAUAGCAGUGUCACAUUGGGGUGUCAUUUUUGUUUGAUUUCAUUGUCACUUUUGUUUCUGUAUUUGAGAAUAAAUGUGUAAUAGACUGAAA
Molecule: messenger RNA, 3794 nt
Organism: Salvelinus fontinalis (brook trout)
Lineage: Eukaryota; Metazoa; Chordata; Actinopteri; Salmoniformes; Salmonidae
Product: segment polarity protein dishevelled homolog DVL-2-like
Exons: 15
Coding region: 124-2427 (767 amino acids)
Biological process (GO): intracellular signal transduction; canonical Wnt signaling pathway
Cellular component (GO): cytosol
Molecular function (GO): frizzled binding
Source: RefSeq, a predicted model, not a curated record